AGGGAGGGGACGGAGAAGGGAGGGUACAAGGGGGUGGGGGGCACCCGGAGCCCGCGCUCCGGAAGUGAAGCGGCCACUCCACCCGCUAAUGGAUGCGCAGCGGCCGCCCAGCAGACAGCUCUCGGCGCCAGGGACAGCUUGAUUUGGCUGAAGUUAAGACGCAUACACACUAUUGUAUAGAGGUGGGAGACAUCUUCCUGAGCUGGAAGCUGAAUACAUGGCCCCUUGAUUCUUGAGGAACAUUCUGGAACAUAUAAACAGGAGUCCUCGCCAUUUUGCUGUGUGACUCCCCAGAGCUUUGGGUGCUAGAGUGGAUGCUGCCUCCCCGCUGACUAGAGAGAGGCGAAGUGACAGGAAACAUUUGAUGGGAAAAGCAGUUGUCCCAGGUGCCUCACAGUGACAAGAGUCAGCACCACACAGCCUACAGCUCUCAGAAACAGCAUCGAACCCACUGCAGAGCCACAGGGCUGAUAACUGCAGCCCACCCCCGUCCACCCUGUAGUAUCCAUCAACUUUGCUGAGGGUCUGAAGACACCCAGGAAGUGCCUGGUUCUUGAUACUAAGUAAAAGGACAAAGCCACCCACAAGGCUUUGAGCUGCUUGGGGCGUGAGCCAGGCCAGGCCUAAGCACAAAAGCAUAUCCUGGGACGAUGGCGGUGGCACUGUUGGAGGAGUGGUGUAAGAUCAUGAGUGUGGAUGACCGGAAGUCAUUGAUGGUGAUUGGCAUACCCAUGGACUGUGGUGAGCCUGAGAUCCAGGCGGUUCUUCAGGAGGCACUGAAGUGUGUGGGCAACUACCAACUGCUAGGCAAGAUAUUCCAGAAGCAAGAUAACACCAAUGCUGUUUUACUAGAACUCCUGGAGGACACAGAUAUGUCUGUGGUCCCCAGUGAGGUUCAGGGAAAAGGGGGUGUCUGGAAAGUGAUCUUUAAGACCGCUAAUCAGGACACUGAGUUUCUCCAAAGACUGAACCUCUUUCUAGAAAAAGAAGGGCAGACGGUUGCAGGAAUGUUCCGAGCCCUUAAGCAGGAGGGAGUGGCUCCAGCUACCGCGACCUGCACAUCCUCUGAGUUACUGGUCCAUUUGGUGGGGCAGGCAAUGGCUCAAACCCCAAGGUCUCUGCUGCCUAUGAGGUACUGUAAGUUGCGAGUAUUCUCUGGGAGCACAGUACCUGCCCCAGAGGAGGAGUCCUUUGAGGUCUGGUUGGAACAGGCCACUGAGAUAGCCAAAGAGUGGCCCAUCCCUGAGGCAGAAAAGAAAAAGUGGAUGACGGAGAGCCUCCGUGGCCCCGCCCUGGACCUCAUGCACAUCGUACAGGCGGACAACCCUUCUGCCAGUGUGGAAGAGUGUCUGGAGGCCUUUAAGCAGGUGUUUGGGAGCCUGGAGAGCCGUAGAUCCUCGCAGGUAAGAUACCUAAAGACCUAUCAGCAAGACGGGGAGAAAAUCUCAGCCUACGUGCUCCGACUGGAAACUCUGCUUCGAAGAGCUGUGGAAAAACGGGCUAUUCCCCGAAACAUUGCUGACCAGGUACGCCUGGAGCAGGUCAUGGCUGGGGCCAACCUUAACAAUGUUCUCUGGUGCCGGCUGCGGGAGAUGAAGGAUCAGGGCCCACUACCCACCUUUUUGGAGCUGAUGAAGGUCAUACGGGAGGAAGAAGAAGAAGAGGCCUACUUUGAACAUGAGAGCAGGGAGGAGUCAGGGGAAAGAGAGGGUUACAGCCGCUGGGACAAUGGAAGGAGCAACUGAGAGCUACCCCCACUCCUUCCACCUCUUGGUGGGCAUAGGGAUAGUGCUUGACAAGGCUGAUCUUGUUACACUGGGUUUUUCUCUAAUAUACAGAAUUGAAGACAAGCAUUAGAACCAAGUCUUUUUUUUUUUUGUUUUGACAGGGUCUCACCUUAUAGCCCAGGCUGGCCUAGAGUUUGCUCUCUCCCUGCAUCAGGCCUCCCAAGUUGAGUUCUGGGAUUAGAAGAAUGUACCACCACUAGUGUCCCAUCUCAAUUUUUCUUUCUGAGAAAAAAAAAAAAUGCCUGGACUCUAAAGUAGAUUGGUUUGGUGGACUCUAAAGUAGAUUGUUAGUAAAUACAAGACCAAGUCCCUAAAAUACCUAAAACUCCUGUACGUUAGUUUCCUUUAAGCCCACCAAGGGUCAGCCAGAUAGCUGGGUUGGUAAUGUUGCUUGCCAACGUCUUCAGAGGGGGUAAUGAUGUGAACAGGAAAUAGAAAUUGGCUGGCAGGAGCUGAAGUGAUGGCUCAGUGGUUAAGUGCACUUGCUACUCUUACAGAGGAGUUCAGAACCUAGCACCCACAUGGUGGUUCACAACCAUCCAUAACUCCAGUUUCAGAGGAUCCAACACCUUCUUCUGGUCCCUUUGGGCACUGCACACAUGUGGUAUGCAUACAUACGUGCAGAGCACACACAUAAAAUAAAAAUAAAUAGAUCUUUAGAAAAAAAGAAGGCAGUUUAGGAGCAUUUCAAGAGUGGGUUCUCUGACUCACGAGUGCCACAAAGGAGCUCUGACUUCUCCUUGUCACCUUCAUAGAAGUUACACUUUAGGGUGGGACUGGGACCUCAGCCAGACACUAAUCCCUUUGUAAAUAGCUUUAGAAGUAGAUCUCUAGAUUUUCAUGAUAAAAAUGGCUUAUAUCUGUUCCCCAAUUUUAGCCCAUCUCCUAAAUGAUUUUAGGGUUACCUCUUCAGAGGAGAGAAUUUUAUAGUGGCCUUGAUUGGGGCUUUACUGAGUCUCAUUAAGAGAAAACCAUUGCCUUCUGGUCAGAAAAAUGGAAUCUACCACUUGCCUAGGUGGAGACCUAACAUUCCGAACUCACCAAAACAUAAGAGUUAAUCCAGUUGGGAAUGUCCAUCACCUGUCUGAUGGAUUGCCCAUUAGGAAGGUGGAUUCACCUAAUACCUUUAACGAGAUCACAUACUCUUUCUCCCCGGGAUCUCUGCUGUCUGUGUAGCCACUACAGAGCCACCACAAAAUAAGGCAUGGCUUCCUUUCUUCCUCUUCCGUGUCCCUCUGCAGGAAGGUUCGGUCCCCAUGGUAGAAGGAGAGAACCAACUCCUGCAAGCUGUCAUUACACACACACACACACACACACACACACACACACACACACACACACACACACGUAAUGUUUUAAACCACAUCAGAAAGACCAGUGUUGACUCAUACCAUAGAAAAAUGAAUUGACCUUGUUUUUAAAAAAAAAAAUAAACAGCUUUUGCAAUAAAGUUUGAAAGAUGAGAUGGAGUGGCUUGUCGGGACAUUUCCUGUCUCAAAUCAGCAAAUUCUGUUAGACUCUGGAAACUUCCUCCAGCUGUCAUCUAUAGCUAAGCAGUCACAGGCCUUGUACUAGGGAUCUGGGGAGCUGGGGGGCAGGCCCUCCUCUUCCGGAUGUAGGACCAUCAUGCCUUUGGGUUUCUAAUGUCACCUGCAGUGUGUCCCCUUCCACACACAUCUUCCUUCUACUUCGUGUAGAUGGUUCCAGAAGGAGCUGCAAUGUCAGUCUCUCGACCCGUGGAUGGUUCACCUGGUCUGUUACCAAGAGGUACACAGCCAUCGAGAGACGUCUUUGAGAAAAAGACGGACGUUUAGAGACAUGCACAGAAGUGGACAUGCACGGAGUGGUGUGACUGUCACUCUGGUCUGUUUAACCACCAAGACUUUAACUGGCCGCAGUGAGCAAAGCAGAGCAAAGGACCUCACAACCUGCUGAGGGCUUCAACAUGCAAUGUGUUUCACAUAAGCCCCACUUCAUUUGUGUGGCAAGCUACUCUUUGUAGCGUGGUGUAUGCGUUUACGGGGUGUGUGUCACUGGUGUGGGGUGCUGUGUUACUCUUUAUAAAGAGAAAGAAGCAAAGGUCAAAUGAGUUCAAUGGUCUCAACAACAAAAUGCUCAGAAGUGAUACCUGGACAGAAGCCCGGAAGGGACUUUGGGAACCCACCCUCCCCUAGCUGUGUGUCACUCAAACGUGUUUUUCUUAGUUCAGUAGAAGACUGAUGUUAAGCAAAUUGUAUUUUAAACUCCUUAAAUCUCAAACACACAGCAGGUGGUCUAAAGUGUCCUGAUGACCAAGUCUCAGCAUGAUCAGUGUCCACCACGCUUGCUUUUGUUUCUAGACUGACCCAUUUGCAGCAAAACCAAGUUCCCCUGCUGGCAUUGGUGUACCUAUUUCAAGCUUUCUGUAAUUGUACGUAGACUUGAAAACUGUAGUGUCCUGUGUGUGUGCCCCAGGUUCGAGUGCACUAGAACACCAUGAACAACCAACACUUACAUGCCAGGCAGAGCUCUGGCCCAGUUCAUGUACAGCCUUGUGGUAGGUCCUUGUGUGCUGUAAGCAAGUGGCUUAGCUUCUCUUAACAUCAGUUUCCUCAUCUGAAAAUGGACUGCCAUUAGGAUCAAAGGGCACAGUGCCCUUUAAGCACUUCAAGUAACGUUUUGGAAGUUAGAAACCCCUCGACACACUGAGGGUCUUGGUAUUUUCGUGGUAGUUGUUGUCAACUCAGUGCAUGCUCUCCUGACUGUUCUGGUUGUGUGGAAACAAGUAAAGAUGUAACAGGCUGCCAGCCGUGAUGCUCCCACCGGGAAGCAUUUCAGCUCUUUUGCACUGGCUGUCUUCCACAUCCGUGGUAAGUAUUCCAGAAGUGGCUGGUGACCUAGCUGACUUGAUUUUGAAGUGAUAACAUGCUCUUCUAGAUUGUGAGUUGGUUUAAUUGAAGAAUAAGAAGUUGCAAGAGAAGUGUUUUUUAAAAGUCAUCAUCUGCGAUGACUUAUCUUUCUGAAAUGCAUUUUGUCCACGCCGCCUAACCACAGUGAUUGUCAUUAUUGACCAUUAUAUCCUGACUUCAUGUGGCUUUGUGUUCUUGAGAAUGGCUUCACCAUUGUCACUUAUCAACAGGCUGAAAAAUUAAAUGUUACCCCUGUGAAGUUAUGAAAUAAAUCAGAGUUAGUGAAA
Messenger RNA from Peromyscus californicus insignis, 4962 nucleotides. RefSeq names its product PNMA family member 2 (gene Pnma2). The coding region runs from base 651 to 1745 and encodes 364 amino acids. NCBI's taxonomy places the organism in Eukaryota, Metazoa, Chordata, Mammalia, Rodentia, Cricetidae. The transcript is spliced from 3 exons. The record is from RefSeq and is a predicted model, not a curated record.